This is a messenger RNA of Zonotrichia albicollis (white-throated sparrow), 1063 nucleotides long. Lineage: Eukaryota; Metazoa; Chordata; Aves; Passeriformes; Passerellidae. The record is from RefSeq and is a predicted model, not a curated record.
GCAUCCCGGUUCAUCCCGGCUCAUCCCGGAGCAUCCCGGCGCUCCCAUCCCGGCACCGAGGCAGCAAGAUGACUCUGUGGAAUGGCUCCUACCCCUUCUACCCCGGAGCCAAUGCCUGCUUCCCCUUUGACACCACCCGGGCCGUCAUUGUCACCGUGUUCCUCUCCAUGCUGGCCACCUUCAUCAUCAUCCUGCCGGGCAUCCCGGGCAGGAGGAGGCUCCUGUGGUUCCUGCGGCUGGUGCUGGGGCUCUUCGUGGGAGCAGUGAUCCUCAAUGUGCAGUUCACCAGAGACUGGGAGCGUGGCUGGGUGCAGGCCAACACCUCCUACAAGUCCUUCAGCCCCGCGCAGGUGAGCGCUGACAUCGGGCUGCACAUCGGCCUGGCCGGGCUCAACGUCACGCUCAGGGAUUCACAGAAUUUUGGGAUCAUGGAGCUGGCCUUUUGCACUUGGCUCAUUUCCAUCCUGCUCUUCUCCAUGUCCAUCCUGCUCUACGGUGGGCAGAUGCUCCUGCUCACUGGCACGCUGAUCCUCUCCUCCCUGCUGCUCUUCUCCACUGCCAGGAACAGCCUGAGGUGCCCCAUCCAGUUUGGCCCAGUUUCCAUGAGGACAGACUAUGGGGAGUCCUUCUGGCUGGCGUUGGCCACAGGGCUGCUGUGCCUGCUCCUGGGGCUGGCCAUCAUCAUCCUCAACGCUGUGCAGCCCCAGAAGCUGAAGCUCAUCUUCAGCCUGGACAGGAGCAGCGAGGAGGAGCAGUGGGAGCAGCCCUGGCUGCCAGCCCAGCCCAGCUGCUCUGCGCAGGGCGGCUUCAUGGUCCCCCUUGGGGAGCUGUGCCCUGGGACAGCCACCCGGCUCUGAGGCACAGGGGACAGGGCCGGGCUGCAGGGACUGCUCCUGAACCCACCAAAUCCAUCAGGAGCAACAGCUGGGAAGGGACAGGACAAGGACCAAGGGAUGAGAAUAUCCAGAGCUGAAAAAGUGUUUCAAAUACAACUGUUUUUGUUGGUUUGGGGUGAUUUUUUGGUUGUGUUUUUUCUUUUUUUCUGUUUUACUGCCAUCCCAAC